Messenger RNA from Parathielavia appendiculata, 1431 nucleotides. Its product is annotated as protein transport protein SEC61 alpha subunit. Gene Ontology annotation, cellular component: membrane; Sec61 translocon complex. Gene Ontology annotation, molecular function: transmembrane protein transporter activity; signal sequence receptor activity; ribosome binding. NCBI's taxonomy places the organism in Eukaryota, Fungi, Ascomycota, Sordariomycetes, Sordariales, Chaetomiaceae. Bases 1 to 1431 code for a protein of 476 amino acids. Gene Ontology annotation, biological process: SRP-dependent cotranslational protein targeting to membrane, translocation; post-translational protein targeting to membrane, translocation. The record is from RefSeq and is a predicted model, not a curated record. The transcript is spliced from 3 exons.
AUGAGUUCCCUCCGGUUCCUCGACCUCGUCAAGCCCUUCGUGCCGUUCCUCCCCGAGGUUCAGCAGCCGGAGACGAAGAUUCCCUUCAACCAGAAGCUGAUGUGGACGGGCUUGACCCUCCUCAUCUUCUUGGUCAUGAGCCAAAUGCCGCUCUACGGCAUCGUCUCGUCGGACACGUCCGAUCCGCUAUACUGGUUGCGCAUGAUGAUGGCGAGUAACCGGGGCACCUUGAUGGAGCUCGGCAUUACGCCUAUCAUUUCCUCUGGUAUGGUCUUCCAGCUGCUUGCUGGCACCCACAUGAUCGAUGUCAACCUCGACCUCAAGUCGGAUCGCGAGCUCUACCAGACGGCUCAGAAGCUCUUCGCUCUCAUCCUCUCGGUCGGCACCGCCACCGUCUACGUCUUUACUGGUCUCUACGGCCCACCGAGUGAGCUCGGCGCCGGCAUCGUCUUUCUCCUCAUCCUCCAGCUCGUCAUUGCUGGUAUGAUCGUCAUUCUCCUUGAUGAGCUCCUCCAGAAGGGCUAUGGUCUUGGCAGUGGUAUCUCGCUGUUCAUCGCCACCAACAUCUGCGAGUCCAUCAUGUGGAAGGCCUUCUCCCCGACCUCGAUCAAUACCGGCCGUGGCCCCGAGUACGAGGGUGCCGUCAUCGCCCUCUUCCACCUGCUCAUGACCUGGCCCAAUAAGCAGCGGGCUCUCCAGGAGGCCUUCUACCGCCAGAACCUGCCCAACAUCAUGAACCUGCUGGCCACGCUCAUCGUCUUCGCCGCCGUCAUCUACCUUCAGGGCUUCCGCGUCGAGAUCCCCGUCAAGUCGUCGCGCCAGCGUGGUGCUCGUGGCUCGUACCCCGUCCGCCUGUUCUACACGUCCAACAUGCCCAUCAUGCUGCAGUCGACCUUGUCGUCCAACAUCUUCCUGAUCAGCCAGAUGCUGUACUCGCGCUUCUCUGAGAACCUCCUGGUUCGCCUUUUUGGUGUCUGGGAGGCCAAGGAAGGCUCGUCACAGCUCUCGGCCGUCUCUGGUCUCGUCUACUACAUGUCACCGCCUCUCAAUUUCAAGGAUGCCAUGUUGGACCCCAUCCACACGGCAGUCUACAUCGCAUACAUGCUGACGGCCUGCGCUAUCUUCUCCAAGACGUGGAUUGAGGUAUCCGGCUCCAGCCCACGUGACGUCGCAAAGCAGCUCAAGGAUCAGGGUCUCGUCAUGGCCGGCCACCGUGAGCAGAGCAUGUACAAGGAGCUUAAGCGCAUUAUUCCCACUGCUGCUGCUUUUGGUGGCGCCUGCAUCGGUGCGCUCUCUGUUGCCAGCGACCUCAUGGGCGCGCUCGGCUCCGGCACUGGUACUCUCCUCGCCGUUACGAUUAUCUACGGCUACUUCGAAAUCGCUGCCAAAGAGGGCGAUCUUGCGGGCAUGAAGGGUAUGAUCAUGGGCUGA